Molecule: messenger RNA, 1743 nt
Organism: Mandrillus leucophaeus (drill)
Lineage: Eukaryota; Metazoa; Chordata; Mammalia; Primates; Cercopithecidae
Gene: MTCH1
Product: mitochondrial carrier 1
Exons: 12
Coding region: 6-983 (325 amino acids)
Biological process (GO): positive regulation of apoptotic process
Cellular component (GO): mitochondrion; membrane
Source: RefSeq, a predicted model, not a curated record
GCAGGAUGGACGGCGGGUCAGGGGGCCUGGGGUCUGGGGACAACGCCCCGACCACUGAGGCUCUUUUCGUGGCACUGGGCGCGGGCGUGACGGCGCUCAGUCAUCCCCUGCUCUACGUGAAGCUGCUCAUCCAGGUGGGUCAUGAGCCGAUGCCCCCCACCCUUGGGACCAAUGUGCUGGGGAGGAAGGUCCUCUAUCUGCCGAGUUUCUUCACCUAUGCCAAGUACAUUGUGCAAGUGGAUGGUAAGAUAGGGCUGUUCCGAGGCCUGAGUCCCCGGCUGAUGUCCAACGCCCUUUCCACUGUGACUCGGGGUAGCAUGAAGAAGGUUUUCCCUCCAGAUGAGAUUGAGCAGGUUUCCAACAAGGAUGAUAUGAAGACUUCCCUGAAGAAAGUUGUGAAGGAGACCUCCUACGAGAUGAUGAUGCAGUGUGUGUCCCGCAUGUUGGCCCACCCCCUGCACGUCAUCUCAAUGCGCUGCAUGGUCCAGUUUGUGGGACGGGAGGCCAAGUACAGUGGUGUGCUGAGCUCCAUUGGGAAAAUUUUCAAAGAGGAAGGGCUGCUGGGAUUCUUUGUUGGAUUAAUCCCUCACCUCCUGGGCGAUGUGGUUUUCUUGUGGGGCUGUAACCUGCUGGCCCACUUCAUCAAUGCCUACCUGGUGGAUGACAGCGUGAGUGACACCCCAGGGGGGCUGGGAAACGACCAGAAUCCAGGUUCCCAGUUCAGCCAGGCCCUGGCCAUCCGGAGCUAUACCAAGUUCGUGAUGGGGAUUGCAGUGAGCAUGCUGACCUACCCCUUCCUGCUAGUCGGCGACCUCAUGGCUGUGAACAACUGCGGGCUGCAGGCUGGGCUUCCCCCGUACUCCCCGGUGUUCAAAUCCUGGAUUCACUGCUGGAAGUACCUGAGUGUGCAGGGCCAGCUCUUCCGAGGCUCCAGCCUGCUUUUCCGCCGGGUGUCAUCAGGAUCAUGCUUUGCCCUGGAGUAACCUGAAUCAUCUAAAAAACGGUCUCAACCUGGCCACCGUGGGUGAGGCCUGACCACCUUGGGACACCUGCAAGACGACUCCAAACCAACAACAACCAGAUGUGCUCCAGCCCAGCCGGGCUUCAGUUUCCAUAUUUGCCAUGUGUCUGUCCAGAUGUGGGGUUGGGCGGGGAUGGGGCUGCACCCAGUGGAUUGGGUCACCUGGCAGACCUGGGGAAGAUGAGGCGAGGUGGGGAGUUGAGAGAAUCCCCAUACCUCCCAGAUUUGCUGAGUCUGUCUUGUGCAAAGGGCCAGAGAAUGGCUUAUGGGGGCCCAGGUUGGAUGGGGAAAGGCUAAUGGGGUCAGACCCCACCCCCUCUACCCCUCCAGUCAGCCCAGCGCCCAUCCUGCAGCUCAGCUGGGAGCAUCAUUCUCCUGCUUUGUACAUAGGGCGUGAUCCCCUGGCACAUGGCCACCAUCAUGUCUAGGCCUAUGCUAGGAGGCAAAUGCCAGGCUCUGCCUGCGUUUUUCUCAACACUACUUUUCUGAUAUGAGGGCAGCACCUGCCUCUGAAUGGGAAAUCAUGCGACGACUCGGAAUGUGUCCUCCUCAUCGAAUGCUCACAUGUUUAAUGGUGAUGCCUCGCGUACAGGAUCUGGUUCCCUGUGCAGUUGUGAAUACCCAGAGGUUGGGCAGAUCAGUGUCUCCAGUCCCACCCAGUUUUAAAGUUCAUGGUAAGAUUUGACCCCAUCUCCCGCAAAUAAAUGUAUUGGUGAUUUGGA